AUGCUCAGAGCCCACGUCCUAUGGCCCAGGUUACGUUCCACGACGCGGAUACGACUGCCACAUGCUCCCCAACGCAAAUUCGGAUCUUUCUCCGUGAUCCUACCUGAAGAACCGUUCAUCUACGGCGUGAAGCACCUGCAGCCGCGGCACGUCCCUGCCCACAUCACCCGGCCCGCGUACGCCGGCGCCCCCGAGCAGCAGCGCCCGCCUGAGGACGAGGGUGGGAAACUGCAGCUCGGUGGGGAUGCAGAGAGGCGGCUGAGAGCGGCGGCACGGCUCGCGCGCGACGUGCGCCCUGGCAUCACGACGAACGCCAUCGACGCGCGGGUGCACGAGUACAUCCUCGCGCAUUCGGCGUACCCGUCUCCGCUGCUGUAUUCUGGGUUUCCGAAUCAUGCUGCACAAGGUGUGGAAUAUGCUAUGUACACGGCAAACCGUCCUCAGGCUGACCCUGCGAAUAGUGUCAACAACAUCAUUGCACACGGCAUCCCUGACGACCGGCCACUAGAAGAUGGAGACCUGGUAUCCAUCGACAUCACCGUCUACCUUAACGGGUAUCACGGAGACACCGCGGAGACGUUCUUGGUCGGAGACGUGGAUGAGCCCGGGAGGGAACUGGCGCGCCUGUCCAGCGCAGCCACAGAUGCGGGCAUCCGCGUCUGCGCGCCCGGACGAAGGUUCAGCGAUAUCGGCGCGGCGAUCUACGAGUCUGUCCGCACACGGAGAUUCCGUCUCCCCGCAAUUCACAGGGCAUGGGAUCGGCACGGAGUUCCACCGCAAGCCGUGGAUCAUUCAUGACAGGAACGGCGAGCCCGGGAUUAUGGAGCCAGGGCAUUGCUUCACUAUCGAGCCGUGCAUCGUCCAGGGCAAAGAGCCGACAUGCUGGGUCUGGCCGGAUGGAUGGACCCGCGUCCGACUGAGGAUUGUGCAAGGAGUUGUCAGACGGAGCAUAUGGUUCUCAUUACUACCGAUGGGGCGGAGGUUUUGACUAGAUAGAUUGGUCAACGAAGAGACCAGAUAAAAGCUUCGACAUCAGGAUACACAGGUACGGAUGGGAAGAUGUCAAAAAUUCCCGCUCGCCGAUUUGAACGACUGACCUCGUCAUUACUAG
Mycena citricolor is the source of this 1111-nucleotide messenger RNA. Lineage: Eukaryota; Fungi; Basidiomycota; Agaricomycetes; Agaricales; Mycenaceae. The record is from the annotation of a GenBank genome assembly.